UCAGGGAAUAUGAUGUUGGGUGGCCUUUGUCCUUUUCUCGAUCACUGAAAAUAUCACCUCGAAAACCACCAAAAAACUACGAAAAAUCGAAUUUCAACCCACCAUACUAGUGAACGUAAUCUCAUCUGGGUCUUCUGUUCAGUUAUUUAGGGCCAAGGUUUAGAAAUUUUGGUAAAAAAUCGGAGAUUUCUGAGGGUGUCAUUUCGCGCCAUUUGUGGAGACGACGCUUAACUUAUCUUCGGGAACAAAAUUCGAAAUUUAUCUGGAAGUAUUCUGGUAUUGCUGAAACCAAUUCUGACAAGAUGGCAAGUGUAGGUAAUGUUGGCAAUGGAACGAAUGAGAAGGAAGCUGUAGAACAAACAGUUGAAGGACAAGACCUAGCGGGAACUGCUAAAACAGAUGUUGACGCAGAGACUCAAAUAGCUGCUGUCUUAACAGAAAUGCAGAAUGCAAGUGAAAACAUUGCUGUAGUGGAAGCAGAGAAGCCAGCAGAGAAGCCAGCAGAAAACAACCAAGGAAACUUUGAACCUAGUAUUGCAGUGAUAAUGCAAGAUGAGACGACUGGAGCUGCAGGACAACAAACCAAUGGUAAUCGAGAAGGACAGGUCAAUCUAACACAAGAUCAAAUAGAGGUGAUGCAGUCAGGUCAGAUACCCAGUCAAUCCUCUCUCUACUCUCUUGGCAAUAUUGUACUUAUAUUAUCUCCAGACAUCAUGGCAUCAACUGGUGGGCUUACACCAGAGCAGAUCCAACAGAUUCAGGAAAGCCAAGCCAAUCUUUUUGCAGAUAAUGCACAGGAGGGUUCUGCUAUUAGUAUCAAUCUUGACAGUACUCAGAAGGAAGGAGAGGGUACUACUGCCGCAGCUAGCGAAGCACCCAAGGCUCCUACCGUUGCUGCCACUCAUAAAACAGCAGAAGCUACGAGCACAACUGCCACUGCUGUCACAAAGGAAGCUAAAGAAGACAAACCUGUGGAGAAAAAAGAUGAAGGAACUAAAGAAAAGAGCGACACAGAAAAGGCUUCAACUGCUGCCAAGAAAGAUGCUGACAAACCAGCCCCUGAGACUACAAUGGAUAAAGGCAAGACAGAUUCUACUAAAACUACCCCUGAGCAAGGCGAAGCUGGCAAAGAAUCUGAACCUGCAGAGAAAAAGAAGGCUAGUACUGUACGUCCAAUAAAGAAAAGAUACAGGGCAGGGCAGAAGAAAGAUGACGAAGCAACAAAGACUGCUGAUGACGAGAAGAACGAAGAGAAAGAAAGUGAAAAGAAUGGUGAAGAAAAUAAAGAGAAAGAGAAAGAGGGUGAGGAUAAAGCUGAUGGUGAUAAAGAGGAUGGAAAGGAGAAGACCAUGAAGUGUCCUAAUUGCAGCGACGCAUUCUCAACCAAGGAGGAGUUAGAGGAACAUUCUAAGACUCACAACAGAAGAAAACGUGGAAGAGCACCCAUUAAACAUACCCCGGAGACCCCCCCUGUUUCCCGUCCAAAACGGGCCAAGAAGCCUGAGUCCGAACAGGGGAAGGAGGACAAUUCUAUUCAGUGCGAGGUCUGUGGUGAAUCAUUUUCUGCCGAGAAUAAACUCCGUAAGCACCUGACGACUCAUAAUGUCAACAAACGGCUACAUUGUGAUGGCUGUAAAGUACCAUUCGCAUUCCAGUACCAGCUGGACCGGCACGUGCGUAGGAACACGGGGGAGGAGCCUUACAGCUGUGACCACUGCUCCGAGACCUUCAAACUUCGUUGCCACUUCAACUACCAUCUUCGUCUUCACAACCCCAAGAAGAUUCACCAGUGCGAGCACUGUGACAAGACCUUCAAUACAUUCGCCAACCUAAAGGGCCACAUCCGCAUCCACACCGGCGAGAAACCUUACAAGUGUGAGUUUUGCGAGAAGGCGUUUACAGAGUACAGCAGCUUAGCGAAGCAUCGUCGCGCACAUACCGGCGAGAGGCCAUUCAAGUGCAACCUGUGUGUGAAGAAAUUCUCGCAGUCUGGUGGCUUGAAGGUUCAUAUGCGCGUGCACACGGGAGAGAAGCCUUAUAAGUGCGGGGAAUGUGAGCGAUCCUUUGCCAAGGGGUACAACUUGAAGACUCACAUGAGGACGCAUACCGGCGAGAAGCCAUACAAGUGUGAAAACUGUAGCAAGGUGUUUUCCCAGCACAGCACCCUCGUCCAGCACAUCCGUCGACACGAGGGGAAGAUCCCUAAGACCAAGACCACCACGGCACAGCAAACCACAGGAAACCCAGAGACGGACAUAGUAGAAAGCCAUGAAGAGACUCCAGUCCACGAGGAGAUGGAAGCACAAGUCAUUCAGCAGGCUGAAGUGCCGGAAGCCAACGUGCAGGAACAAGAGGGCGUCAUAGAAGCACAGGCUCAGCAGGAAGUGGAGGCGACGAAGACGAUCGAGACAGCCGCUCUGGUUGCCCUCCAACAUACGGUCCCUCAGCAGCCCAAUGAAGUCGUACUAAACGGGAGAACCGAAGCAGAGCAAGUGGCUGCUCUACAGGAAGCCACCCAAGCAAUACAGAUGCUUCAGAUGCAACAGCUUGUUCAUCAAGUAGAGGAAGUCGUGUCACAGACAGGUUUUUCUUAGUUAUCUAAUCCUUAUUUUAUCCGCACUUUAGUUAGAGACACUCGCAAAUUCAGAUAUUUCCGUCCGUGCACCAACGUUGCCCCGGACGUAUUACCCACUCUGAGGUUGAAGAAAAAACUGGGUCGAGUUGGCAUUGCAGUGCAUUGUAGGGCUGUUCUAGCGGACAAAAUAGACGCCAUCUUGGAAAUAUGAAACCCUAAAACAGUCCCACAAUGCACUGCAAUGCCAGCUUGACCCAGUCUUUACCUCAACCUCGGAAUGGCUAAUUCUACAUGGGAACAACAUAACAUAGGACUACUGUUGUGCAAUAGGAUAGAACGUUAGCGUGAACCAACUCUGACCCUUGUGGGAUCCCAUCAACUUCUAUAAAGUGUUUUCACUCACGUCACAUGGCAGCCAUAUUGAUUUACCAAACAAUAGAAACUUUCUGCUCAAAAUUUGCAUAAAAUAGAGUUCAAUUCCCAGAGGAUAGAAAAUGUAUUGUUUUGGUACACUAA
Actinia tenebrosa (Australian red waratah sea anemone) is the source of this 3091-nucleotide messenger RNA. RefSeq lists its product as uncharacterized. The record is from RefSeq and is a predicted model, not a curated record. Gene Ontology annotation, cellular component: nucleus. Lineage: Eukaryota; Metazoa; Cnidaria; Anthozoa; Actiniaria; Actiniidae. Gene Ontology annotation, biological process: regulation of gene expression.